AUGAGCUUGUCCUUCCUCCUCCUCUUCCUCAGCCACCUGAUCCUCAGCGCCUGGGCUCACGGGGAGAAGCGCCUCGCACCCAAAGGGCAACCCGGACCCGCUGCCACUGAUAGGACCCCCCCGAGAGGCUCCAGCAGCAGCCAGGUCAGCAAUAGCACAACGUCUUCCUCUUCUUCUGCCUCCUCCUCUCCCUCAGCUUCUCUGGGCAGCCAAGGAAGCGGCUUGGAGCAGGGCAGUUUCCAGUGGAGCCCCUCGGGGCGCCGGACCGGCAGCCUCUACUGCAGAGUGGGCAUCGGUUUCCAUCUGCAGAUCUACCCGGAUGGCAAAGUCAAUGGCUCCCACGAAGCCAAUAUGUUAAGUGUUUUGGAAAUAUUUGCUGUGUCUCAGGGGAUUGUAGGAAUACGAGGAGUUUUCAGCAACAAAUUUUUAGCGAUGUCAAAAAAAGGAAAACUCCAUGCAAGUGCAAAAUUUACCGAUGACUGCAAAUUCAGGGAGCGAUUUCAAGAAAACAGCUAUAAUACCUAUGCCUCAGCAAUACACAGAACUGAAAAAACAGGGCGAGAGUGGUAUGUGGCCCUGAAUAAAAGAGGGAAAGCUAAACGAGGGUGCAGCCCACGAGUUAAACCUCAGCACGUCUCUACCCACUUCCUACCAAGAUUCAAGCAGUUGGAGCAGCCAGAACUAUCCUUCACAGUUACUGUUCCUGAAAAGAAAAAGCCACCUAAUCCUAUCAAGCCAAAGGUUCCCCUUUCUGCACCUCGGAAAAGUCCCAAUACAGUAAAAUACAGACUCAAGUUUCGCUUUGGAUAA
Molecule: messenger RNA, 810 nt
Organism: Cynocephalus volans (Philippine flying lemur)
Lineage: Eukaryota; Metazoa; Chordata; Mammalia; Dermoptera; Cynocephalidae
Gene: FGF5
Product: fibroblast growth factor 5
Exons: 3
Coding region: 1-810 (269 amino acids)
Biological process (GO): regulation of cell migration; positive regulation of gene expression; positive regulation of protein phosphorylation
Cellular component (GO): cytoplasm
Molecular function (GO): growth factor activity; fibroblast growth factor receptor binding
Source: RefSeq, a predicted model, not a curated record